AUUGUCUAAAUUGUGUAUUGUCAUUGCGGCAGCGGCGACUUGGAAAUCAUAUUUUUUUUUGUUUUGCUGCGCAUUGAAAUCGAUUAUCUUAUUCUCAUAUAACAAAAACGCAUAAAAAUGCAAAUCGAACAGUUCAGAAAUAUACCAAAGUCUGGCUUUAAUUUUGAUAACUGCAAAAGAAACGCAGACCUCAUUAGAGGAGGGUUCCAACCUCCCAAGACCGUUAAGACAGGCACUACUAUCGUUGGGAUUAUUUUUAAGGAUGGCGUUAUAUUAGGUGCGGAUACCCGUGCUACCGAAGGACCUAUUGUUUCAGAUAAAAAUUGUGCUAAAAUCCAUUAUUUAGCCAAGAACAUGUAUUGUUGUGGAGCAGGUACAGCUGCCGAUACGGAAAUGACAACUGACAUGAUAGCUUCUCAACUUGAAUUACAUCGUCUUAACACUGGUCGUCAAGUACCCGUUGUUGCCGCUAAUACAUUGUUGAAACAAAUGCUUUUCCGCUAUCAGGGACAUAUCAGUGCCGCACUAGUUUUGGGUGGUGUUGACAAAACAGGAGCCUAUAUAUAUUCCAUUCAUCCCCAUGGUUCAACGGACAAGUUACCAUAUGCAACCAUGGGGUCGGGAAGUUUGGCGGCCAUGUCUGUUUUUGAAGCCCGUUGGAAACCCGACAUGUCAGAAGAGGAUGGGAAAAAACUUGUGCGUGACGCUAUUGCCGCAGGUGUAUUUAACGACUUGGGCUCAGGUUCUAAUAUUGAUUUGUGUGUAAUACGCAAAGACUCCACCGAAUACCUUAGAAAUUAUGAAUUGGCUAAUAAGAAGGGAAAACGACAGCUUGACUAUUCCUUCAAACCUGGCACAACGGCUGUAUUGGAAACAACAACUAAAAACUUAGAAAUAACUGAAGAAGUUAUCUUGAUGCCGAUGGAAACAGCCUAAUUAAAGCACCAAGAAAUAAAGUAAUUUAAUUACAUGAAGGUGACUUAUAAAUUCGUUUUUGUUUUUAACAAAUACGAGAAUUAAAUAAAAUAUCCAAGGUGUAUUGUGGUACAAGAUGAAAAAUAAAUAUAAAUGAAAGAUUUA
Molecule: messenger RNA, 1080 nt
Organism: Stomoxys calcitrans (stable fly)
Lineage: Eukaryota; Metazoa; Arthropoda; Insecta; Diptera; Muscidae
Gene: Prosbeta2
Product: proteasome subunit beta type-7
Exons: 4
Coding region: 118-936 (272 amino acids)
Cellular component (GO): proteasome core complex
Molecular function (GO): threonine-type endopeptidase activity
Source: RefSeq, a predicted model, not a curated record